Mercenaria mercenaria is the source of this 4835-nucleotide messenger RNA. RefSeq names its product phosphoinositide 3-kinase regulatory subunit 4-like. Gene Ontology annotation, molecular function: protein binding; protein serine/threonine kinase activity. Gene Ontology annotation, biological process: macroautophagy; protein phosphorylation; autophagy of peroxisome. Lineage: Eukaryota; Metazoa; Mollusca; Bivalvia; Venerida; Veneridae. The record is from RefSeq and is a predicted model, not a curated record. Gene Ontology annotation, cellular component: phosphatidylinositol 3-kinase complex, class III, type I; phosphatidylinositol 3-kinase complex, class III, type II; late endosome. The coding region runs from base 1 to 2691 and encodes 896 amino acids. The transcript is spliced from 22 exons.
AUGUCGUCUCCACUUGCCCAAGAUCCAGCUACAAUUGUAAGAGCAGCAUUUGCUGAAAAUAUAGCCCAGCUUGCAGAAACUGCUUUAAGGGUUGUAGAAAUGAUGCAGCUCAGUGAUAUAGAAGAUACAGAGGAGAAGGAAGAUACUACAGACUUUUCAACAUAUGACCAUGAACUGCAAGCAUUACAAGAGAUAAUACAAGAGAAAGUUGUACAGUUAUUGAAUGAUGCUGAUAACUCUGUGAAGAGAGCCCUACUUGACAAUGGUAUCACAAGACUGUGUGUCUUCUUUGGAAGACAGAAAGCUAAUGAUGUUCUUCUGUCACAUAUGAUAACAUUCCUAAAUGAUAAGGCUGACUGGCAUUUACGUGGAGCAUUCUUUGACAAUAUUGUUGGAAUAGCAGCUUAUGUCGGCUGGCAGAGCUCAGAAAUUGUGAAACCUCUUUUGGAACAAGGUUUAUCAGAUCAGGAGGAGUUUAUUGUUCACAAGAGUUUGGGAGCUCUCAAGUCGCUGACUGAGCUGGGCCUUCUACAGAAACAGAUGUUACACUACUUUGUGAAGAUUGUAGUGCCACUUCUAGCUCAUCCUGGUAUGUGGAUACGACAAGGCAGUGUAGGGUUUGUGUCGGCAAUAGCAGCCAAACUGAAUAUAGCAGAUAUACACUGUAACCUGCUACCUUCUAUAGAACCCUUUCUUACUACAAAAAUACUUCAGAUAGAAAAGGAGGUAUUGCUGUUAAAUGCUCUACAAGAACCAGUGCCAAGAUCAGUAUUUGACUAUGUUUUACGGUCUCCUAUGGUUGAGAGGAUAUUUGCUAUUCUGCAAGAACGCCACUACAUGAGGGAUAUCAGCAGACAAGGCCACAAACCUGCCUACCCUGAGAUGGAUGAUUCCAUGUCACAGAUAUUCAAGAAGUUGUCAUUUCUUGGCUGUACAGAGUCCCACGAGGAUAAGAUACUGGCAAUGAAAGAGUUCAUUCUGAAGUUACAUAGAGCUAGAGCGGGAUCUGCUGAGUCAAGCACAAACAGUGAUUCCGAGGGCAGAAAAACAGGCUCAUUAGACCUUUAUACACUCCGCUAUAUGCCAACACGUAGACAUGCUGACCUGUACAAACUUAAAGAUGGGAAACCAGAAAACCAUACCUCUCCAAGCACGAGAAGUAAAAAGAAAUCACCUGGUCCAGAGGCACAAACACAAAACAUGAACCCAGAAUGGAAGAGCAUGUUUGGUUCCAACUCUUCUGAUAAAUCCCUCAGUUCAUCUCCAAAGUCUAAGGCCUCUCAGAAGCUGGAAACCAGUGACCGUAAAAUUUCAACACCAACUGGUUCCCAGGCGUCGUCAACAGGAAGUCUGGUCACUGUUUCCGGGCUCUCACUUGAUAGCUCUAUCAGGUCGGGAACCAUCAAGGGAGAAAGGCAGACACAACAAACUCGCUACGCCAAUUGUAAGCUAGACUUGAGAACCCUCGUUCACAAGAGAAGGGCCCAAUAUUCCUCAGACUUGGCUACCAGGGAUAUGUUAGAGGGUAUAUUGUGGGACAGUCGACCCCCACCUAGUAACUGGAAACCCAGGGGCCAGUUGGUAGCUCAUCUCCAUGAACAUAGAGGGCCUGUCAACAGGAUUGCUGUGUGUUAUGAUCACAGCUUCUUUGCUACAGGCUCCAAUGAUGGUUUGGUCAAGCUGUGGGAGUGUGGAAGAUUAGAGGGUAAAAAUAUUGCAAACAGAUCAAAACAAACACUGAAACAUGAGGGCCAGGUGAAACAUGUAACAUUCUUUGAAGGUUCACAUCAGUUUGCAGCAUCAACAGACAAGGGAACAAUUAAUGUUUAUGAACUGGAAUCUGGGAAAGCUAGUUUACUAGACAGUCAUACGGUCAAUGUGCAAAGUCAAGGACAUGUUGUUGACAUGGCACAUUUUGAUACAGGUCACCAGUCAGUUUUAGCAUAUGCCACAGUCAAUGGUCAUCUAGUUGGCUGGGAUCUAAGAUCACCAGACCUUGCCUGGGUCCUGAAAAAUGAUCCCAAAACAGGUUUGAUCACAUCAUUUGCUGUGCACCAGUCUCAGUGUUGGUUAGGUAUAGGUACAAGCAGUGGUACACAUAUAUGUUGGGACCUGAGAUUUCAGCUCCCUAUAACAUCUAUAGUUCACCCAGCAGGAUCCCGUGUAAGGAGACUGCUUGCCCAUCCUAAAGAACAGUCCUGGGUGAUAUCAGCAGUACAGGGCAACAAUGAGAUAUCUAUGUGGGAUAUUGAGACUGCUGCACGGAGGAAAGCUCUCUGGGCCAGUUCUGUACCAACUCUGUCUAAAACACAGGAAAGUCCACAUGCUAUCUAUGGUAUGCAUGUUGGUGUAACAGACAGUAAUACCUUCCUUCUAACUGGCGGUUCAGAUAUGAGGGUGCGAUACUGGGAUCUCAGCUACCCUGCUAACUCUUUCAUCAUGGCAAAUGCUGCUGGCGAUCCCACACAGCAGACAGCUGUUAGUUACAGGUCGCGAAUUAUCGAAGGUACAGAAGUAAUUGAGGAAACUUACUCCAAAAAGCAGACCAGUUCAGAAGACAUUCCACGCCGGGGACCAGACGCCCCGCCCCAGGGACAUAAUGACAUUAUAACAGAUGUUUCACUGUGCCAGGCUUCACAGUGUCUUGUGUUGACAUCCUCACGAAAUGGUGUGGUCAAAGUCUGGAAAUAGAAUUUUAUUAGGACUGGAAAAACCUUGCAGAUGUGUUUUCUGUGUUAUGUCAUAUUAUUGCAAAAAUUAUGCAAAUAUAGAAGAAAUGAAAAGAAGAUUGGUCAAUACAGCACAUGUUUUAAAUGUGUCAUUAUGAAAAUUGAAAUUUUAAGUCCAACAACAGUAACAACGCUUAAAUUCCUUUUUUUUUUCAGUAAAUUAGAAUGUUGUUAAAGUCAAAUUAUGUAAAAAAAAAAAAAAAAAAAGUUCACAAGGAAUAUGACCCAAACGCAACAGUGGGGUGUAUAGGUUUCUAUUUUAAUACUCAAUUUGAAUAAGUGUGUCACCAGAACAUGUCAAACAGUUAACUUAAAAGCAGUAUGUAAUAUCAGUUUGAUAAUAUUAUAUAGAAAAACGUAAGCAGUACGCCAAAGCUUCAGUCAUGGAAGAAUAUAUUGAGAGUUGAAACAAUUUGUUCAUACUUCUGCAUUUAGGAAAUUAAUAGAUUGUUAAAAGUUAUGGCAUGUUUAUGUUUUGGGACUCUAUUUCAUUGGUUAACCAUUUUAUUGUCAUCUACUAGUAAUUGGUGAGAGGUAAUUAGAGGUUUGUGGAUCACGGCAAGGCAAGCUGUUUCUCUGAGACACCUACCUAUGCUUUUGUCUAUGUUCAUAUUCUCCUAUUCUGCCCUUUAUUGCCAGAUAUCUGGCAGGAAGGCAUUUGGUAACCAUUGGUUAACUAGAUGUUGACACACCAUCAUCCCAUUUGGAUUCCAACCAUGGACACACUAACCAUUAUACCACAUUUUUAAUAUAUUAUGUGCCAUUCAGGCUUUACUGAUUUAGGAAGAACAAAUUUCUGCAUGUGUAAAAAUAGAAGAUUUGAAUGUUUAACUUUUAUCGUUGUAGUGGUUGAUGCUAAAAGAGUCUCUGUCGAACCCAGAUGCCUGGAUUAGACUUUAAAGCUAACAGAAUGUAUGUCAAAGCCAGAUCUUUGUUGUAGUGUUUGAAAUUAACAUAGUCUCUGUCAACCCAGAUACCUGUUUUAGAGUUUGAAGCUAACAGUCUUUGUCAAACUAUGGUCUAAGUUGUUGUGUAUGAAUCUAAUGUUAUGGAGUUUAUGUCAAACCCAGAUCUCUGGAGUAAUGUGAAAGUUACAGAUAUUAUAUCUCUGUUAUAGUCUUUGAAGCUAACUGAAAAUUCCAAAACCCAGAUCUCUGUUGCAGUGUUUGAAUUAAUCAAAGAGUUUGUGUCAAACCCAGAUCUGUGUUGUAAUGUUGAAGUUAACAGAGUCAUUGUCAAACCCAAAGUCUGAAGAUAGCAUUCUAUGUCAAACCCUGGUCUCUCUUGAAAAAGCCAUAACCUUAUUACUAGUAUUGCUGAGAUUUUCUUUCAAAAUUGUGUCACUGAAUGAGCCGUGCCAUGGGAAAGCCAACAUAGUGGCUUUGCGACUAGCAUGGAUCCAGACCAGCCUGCGCAUCCACGCAGUCUGGUCAGGAUCCAUGCUGUUCGCUAAUAGUUUCUCCAAUUCCAGUAGGCUUUAAAGCGAACAGCAUGGAUCCUGACAAGACUGCAUGGAUGUGCAGGCUGGUCUGGAUCCAUGCUAGUUGCAAACCCACUAUGUUGGUUUUCCCACGGCACGGCUCAAAUAUGGAAACCACAUAACAUGUGAAACUUUAUCAAAACUUUCUAUCUGGACUAUUUGGAAUUUUUAACUUUGACCAAAUGUUUUCAGAUUCUCAGUACAUCUCGAGUAUCAUGAGAUAACAUCAUAUGGCAAGUUUUAUAUUUCUGGCUUGUAUUUUUGCAAAAUUAUCCCCCCUUUUUACUUAGAAAAAUGGGAUAAAGCAUUUGUAUAAAAACAAGGAUUAAGCAGGAAGGCUUAAGAUUCACUUGUGGAUUUUAAAAUGUCUUUAGUAAGAUAAUGGAAUUAAUUAGUUCGUUAUACUACUAUGAAAGGUUGUAUUCAUGAUGUGUAAUGUGUGGUAUUAAAAAUGAGCUAUUUUGAAUGUUUUGUAAUACUUAAUUAUACCUGUAUAUGAAUUAAUAAUGAUUCUACUAGAUUCUAUAAAAUUUUAUUGUUGAAUGUGAUAGGUAAAUAAUUGAAUACUAAGUCUGUUAUUUAUGUAAAUAAUAAAGAAGAUGUGCAAUAAACAAAUUAAAUACUAA